AUGCCAGUGGUCAAAGAACUCAUGAAAUUAAUUUGUGAGAAGUACAAGAAGGAUGGCAAAAGUUACACUGAAGAAUUCAGAUUUGGUAAGACCAAGAUUUUCUUCAAGGUUGGUGUUCUUGCUGAAAUUGAAGAGAUUAGAGAAAAUAGAGUCACUGAAAUUGUUGGUGGUUUCAUACGUGUGCAAAAGCCAUCGCACAAAGAAAGCUUAUUGAACAAAAACUCGAUGAACAUAUUGCCAUUAUUGUCAUUCAAGACACCAUUCACACUUGGUACCAAUUCAGAAAUUGGGUUUGGUUCAGAUUGUUCCAAAAGGUCCAACCAAUACUCAAAAGGAGAGGAGUCAACGAAGAACCGCAGCCAAGGACAAAGAAAUUGA
This is a messenger RNA of Entamoeba invadens IP1, 378 nucleotides long. RefSeq lists its product as hypothetical. The record is from RefSeq and is a predicted model, not a curated record. The coding region runs from base 1 to 378 and encodes 125 amino acids. Lineage: Eukaryota; Evosea; Mastigamoebida; Endamoebidae. The transcript has a single exon.